AGAGCAUAAGGAAUAUUAUGUUAGGGCUUAUACCAGCCAUUAGUUCUGAUUACUGGGGAGCUUUUGAGGAGCAAAAUUGCAGUGAUGAUUGGAAUCGCUUUCAGAGUUUCUUGGCUUUGUUGCCUGCUAAUUGGCGGGAUAACCUGUUCUACAUCAAGUGAUGGGUAUCCUGCACCAGGUUCUGAUGCAGCAUGGCUCUAUACAGGCCCACUUAGGUCUAAAGGAUAUGGUAAUUUCAACUCUCCAACAGCUCAAUUGCAAGCGCAGCUGACCGAAGAGCAACAUGCACAUCUGGAAGCCAUCCUCCAAAAUCAACUGGCCCCCAUGCCCCAGGCAUCUCAGAAAAUGUGGUAUCCAACUCAAAUGCCCCAGCAGGAAAAGCAACCGGCCGCCAUGAGCCAAAAGCAGACGCUACCGGCCAGUUAUCCUAAGCAGCCUCAAGCAGUGUUGUAUCCAGCUCAAAUGCCCCAGAAGCAACCAGUUACUGAACUUCUGCAUCAGAAGGAACUGGCCUCCAUACCUCAGCAAGUGUGGCAUCAAGUUCAAAUUCCUCAGCAGCAAAAGCAACCAGCUACUGGUCCUCAGCAGCAGACGGAACUGACCACCAUGCCCCAGAAGCAACCGGCUCCAAUGCCUAUACCGCAGAAACAACCAACAGCUAUGCCCCAGAAAGCAUGGUAUCAAGCUCAAAUGCAGCAAAAGCAACCGGCCACCAUGCACCAGCAAGUGUGGCAUCCAGCUCAAUUGCCCCAGCAGCAAAAGCAACUGGCUACUGAACCUGAUCAGCAGAAGGAACCGGCCACCAUGCACCAGCAAGUGUUGCAUCCAGCUCAAAUGCUGCUGAAGCAACUGACUGCCAUGCCCCAGCAAGUGUGGUAUCCAGCUAAGCCCCAGAAGCAACUGGCCGCUGAUCCUCAGGAGCAGAUUGAACUGACCGCCAUGCCCCAGCAACCUCAGCAAGUGUGGUAUCCAGCUCAAAUGCCCCAGAAGUAACCAACCGCUGAUCCUCAGUGGCAUCCAGCCAAAUUUCCCCAGGAGCAACCAGUCCCUAUGCGUCAACUGCAGAAGGAACUGACUGCCAUUCCACCACAACUGUGGCAAUCCGCUCAAAUUCCCCAGCAGCAUAAGCAAGUGUGGCAACUGGCCCCCAUGCCCCAGCAGCCUCAUGAUGUGUGGUAUCCAGCUAAAAUGGUCCAGAAGCAACAAGCAGCUGCAACUCGGCGGCAGAAGGAACUGACCACCAUGCCUCAAGAGUGGCAUCCAGCUCAAUAUCCCCAGCAGCAGAAGCAACCAGCCCUAAUGGUUUCACCGCAGAAGGAACUGACCGCCAUACACCAGCAAGAGUGGCAUCCAGCUCAAAUGCAGCAGAAACAACAGGCCACCAUGCCCCCGCAAGUAUGGCAUCCAGCUCAAAUGCCUCAGGAGCAAAAGCAACCAGCUACUGAACCUCGGCAGCAAAUUGAACCGACCGCCAUGCCACAGCCACCUCAGCAAUUGUGGCAUCCAGAUCAAUUUCUCCAGGAGCAGAAGAAACCAGCCCCUAUGCAUCUACCGCAGAAGGAACUGACCGCCAUUCCACCACAACUGUGGCAAUCCGCUCAAAUUUUACAGCAACAUAAGCAACCGGCUGCCAUGCUUCAGCAAGUGUGGCAUCGGGCACAGAAGCAACCGGCCCCUAUGCCCCAGCAGCCUCAUGACGUGUGGUAUCCAGCUAAAAUGGUCCAGAAGCAACAAGUCACUGCACUGACCGCCAUGCCGCAGACACAUCAGCAAGUGUGGCAUCCAGCUGAAUUUCCCCAGCAGCAGAAGCAACCGGCCUCCACGCCUCUACCGCAGGAGCAACCGACCGCCGUACCCCAGCAAGUGUGGUAUCCAGCUCAAAUGUCACGGCAGCAACUGGCCUCCAUGCCUCUACAGCAGAAGGAACUGACCGACGUGCCUCAGCAAGAGUGGCAACCAGCUCUACCGCAGAAGCAACCGGCUGCUGAACCACAGCAGAACGAACCGGCCACCAUACCCCAGCAAGUGGGGAAUCCAGCUCAAAUGUCCCAGCAGCGGAAGCAACACACUGCCAUGCCACAGCACCAACUGACCCCCAUGCCUCAGCAAUUAUGGCAUGUAGCUCAAAUGCCCCAGAAGCAACUGGCCCCAAUGUCUCAGCAGAAUCACUACGAAAGCACUGAAGAUGGUGCCUUUAGUAGCACUCAGGCCAGCAUCGUUGAACAGUCGGGUGUCAUCCCAAUCUAUUCCUACAGUUCCAAAUCUCACUACGAGAAUGGCAGAACUGUCUUCUCCCAAACCCGCUACACUCCUAGGGAGGCUAUGCCUGUUGACAGUGGAAGUGCUCCCAAGGACAGUUUUGUUGGUACUGGUGCACCUAGCGUCUAUCCAUCACUAGUGAAGGAUUCUGCAAGGAAAAUGUAAUGGAUUCAUCCUCUAGAAGCUAAUGGAAGUGCCUGGUGCUCUUGCUACUCUAGCGUGAGGGAGUACAUGAACAGUUCUACUUCCAAAAAUGCCCUGUCUCUGUGAAAUAAUGGUUCUCCUGUCCAUUGCUUGCUAAUUGAGAACAGGUGGUGUGCAGUCUGUAGUAAAAAUGACUGUUCAGUUAAUUAUUUUGUUUUCUAAUCUUUUACCUUUGCUACUGGUUGUUCAAAAUAAAAGCUUGGGUCUACAUUUGUCAAGGG
Molecule: messenger RNA, 2684 nt
Organism: Oncorhynchus tshawytscha (Chinook salmon)
Lineage: Eukaryota; Metazoa; Chordata; Actinopteri; Salmoniformes; Salmonidae
Product: bromodomain-containing protein DDB_G0280777-like
Exons: 5
Coding region: 1051-2424 (457 amino acids)
Source: RefSeq, a predicted model, not a curated record